Molecule: messenger RNA, 931 nt
Organism: Sipha flava (yellow sugarcane aphid)
Lineage: Eukaryota; Metazoa; Arthropoda; Insecta; Hemiptera; Aphididae
Product: DNA-directed RNA polymerase I subunit RPA43-like
Exons: 5
Biological process (GO): DNA-templated transcription initiation
Cellular component (GO): RNA polymerase I complex
Source: RefSeq, a predicted model, not a curated record
UCUUCAUAAUAAUUAUUGAUAAGACAAUAUAUCACCCGCCAAUAGCGCAUAUUUAUAUUUUCUUCGCAUCAGCUCCGUGGUAUAUCGAAAUGUACUAUAUUUUAUUUCACUUUCACGUUUCAAAUUUAAUCACAUGUGUUAAAAGUCUAUUAAUAUGUUGUUAAGUAUAUUAAUUUUUUGUUUGCGGUGAUCGGUGGCUUGUGAUUGUUGAAUAUAAGAUUGAUAAACAAUAAGUGUUAAUGUGAAAACAAAUUAUGGAUCCUAAUAAUUUACCCAAGUUUGUAUAUCUACACAAAAAUCACAAGUUCAGGUUGAAAUUGGGGUUCUAUGCUGCACCUAGUAAUCCAAAAACAUUUUCAAAAUCAAUCAAGGAUGAACUUCAGAAGCUGAAAUUUACAUUCUGUUCUGAUUUAAAUGGAUUGAUUAUGGGAUUUGGUAAAAUAAGUUCUAAUGAACUAAUUCCAGCUGAUAUACGACAUUGUAUUAGUGUUGGUGUCAAUGUUGAUGUAUUUAUAUUCAGACCUCCCAUUGGAUCUACUAUCGAAGCUGUAGUCAAUCAAACUAGUGAUAGUCAUAUCAGUUGUUUGGUGCAUAAUUUGUUCAAUGUUUCAAUUAUGCGACCUGAUAAUCAACCAUUCAAUAAUUGGUCAGGAUCUAAAAUUAAAAAAGAUGACAAGAUUCAUGUGAAAUUUUUAUCUUUUGAUCAUACAAAAAAACUACCUCAUAUUACAGGAGAUAUUGUGAUCAACAAUAAAAAUGAAUGUAAUAAUUUCAAAGAUGAGCAACAUCAUUCUUCCAUAAAAUCUUUAAAUGAUAAAAAUUCUAAAAAUAUUAUGAAACAAAUAGAAAAAAGAGAUCCUUAUAGUUCAUCAAGUGAUUCUGAAUCUUCAGAUGAAAUUAAACAUACUACUUUCUCAAAAACUGAUGAUAU